AUGGCUGACCGCGCUUCUCCGCGCUUUUUACAAUCAAAGCGUUCUCCAAGUCCUUUUACCUUCUUCUUCUCUCCUUCACAAACACUCAAAGGUCAGCCGUUGAUAGGCCUUGCCCCCGAUCACCAUGCACAUUCCCACUGCCUAUGGACAGCAAGCAGGUCCUUAGUCAUUUGCUCCCACAUUCCCUCUGGUACAGUAGUUUCUAUGGACCAACAAAACCACGGCACGUCGCUAUCACGGUUUGGUUCAAGUUUCAGUAGGGCAUCACAACUAUUUGUGCGAUGCUGGGGAAUGUCAACGAUCACACGGUGCCGGGGUGCCAUCUUUUUGACUGCACAUCAACGUCAUCCCCUGCUCCUUCCAGUGUGCAGUGGCCGACGCACUUUGGAUGUUUAUAUGCUUGUAGUCUACAUUUACGUUGGCAUGUACAGUAGCACUGCUGCAUACAUUUCGGAUAUUUUUCGGCAUUUUUGGCCUGACACUGGCAAAAAAUGUCAGAAUUGGAAUGUUUGGCGGUGUAUGUGGCGAAAUGUGUGGCGAAAUGUUUGGCGGCUACAUCGGUCCAAACACCGUCAUCUAUAUCUUCACGAACUGUUUCACACUCCUUCCACCACCAUGAAUCCAGUCAUUCCCAACAUCAACGGCCCAAAUUCCUGUCCCGCAUGUCAUUGCGCUCUCAAAGUCAAGCUUGCGGCAGGUGGUAAUUUCCCUGGCCAGUAUUACAUACGGUGCCAUGCCCACCACUACCACUACACCUUUAUGCCAGGUGUUGCGCCCGAUGCCGUUUCAGCGCCCACCUCUCGUUCCUCUACAACCACCUCAUCAGUCAAGGCCUCGUCCAAGUGCAGUGAAAGCAAAUGCCACAGGGUUGCAAACUCGGUCUGCAUCCGGCUCAUGUGCAAGAAAUGCUGCGUCGUGCACACAGGUUGCAGUAUCCACACGGUCACUACGGUGGUUGCCAAUAAGCAGAAAGGGAAACAACCACAGGUGUCCGCAGCCACGUCUUCCUCCUCAGUUCACCAUCCCCCUCCCACGCGAUCGCUUUCUCCUGGGGAGGAGCUCCAGAUUGCGAUUGCGAACAUGGACCCCACUGUCCAGUUCAUGCGUUCUGUGGAGGCUUCAACACGGGAGGCCGAACUUGCUUGUGCACAGGAGCUUGCGGACGAAGCCAAGGAAGAGGCUGAUUAUCAGGCAGCCCUUGCGGCUUCUCUUGGUCACUCUCCACCACACAACGACACUCAUUCCUCUCCUUCAGACUUUGCCUCCACCUCACGCAUUACCUCCUCGCACUUUGCCUCCUCCUUGCAUAUCACCUCCUCCUCGCAUGUUGCCUCUUCCUCACAUGUUGCCUCCUCACAUUCUGGCCCAUUGUCCCUGGUUCAUUUUACACCCUCUCCUCCAGCACCACCCCCCAGCGCUAGCGCCAAGGCUCCAAAGCACACAACCCAUCUUCGUUCUGAAUGGAUGCAGGGUUACGAAGACAAGACGUCGCAACCAUUGAAGAAGUGA
Laccaria bicolor S238N-H82 is the source of this 1509-nucleotide messenger RNA. RefSeq lists its product as uncharacterized. The record is from RefSeq and is a predicted model, not a curated record. NCBI's taxonomy places the organism in Eukaryota, Fungi, Basidiomycota, Agaricomycetes, Agaricales, Hydnangiaceae. Bases 1 to 1509 code for a protein of 502 amino acids. The transcript is spliced from 6 exons.